AUUCUUCUUUUCAUCUGAAAAUUUAUAAUUUUGGAAAAGAAAUAAUGGGUAGUUUUUGGACUUUGAUCACUUACCUUCAUGCUGUGGCUGGGCCAGUGACGAUGUUGCUCUAUCCUCUGUAUGCAUCAAUUGUAACUAUAGAGAGCACUUCUAAGUUGGAUGAUGAACAAUGGCUUGCCUAUUGGAUUCUAUAUUCUUUUCUUACACUUUUAGAGAUGCUAUUUCAACCCAUCCUUGACUGGAUCCCAAUAUGGUAUGAUGUGAAGUUGAUUGCUGUUGCAUGGUUAGUUUUGCCCCAAUUUAGAGGAGCUACUUUUAUAUAUGAGACAUAUGUUCGAGAAAAAAUAAUCAAGAAAUAUGGAGAAUCACAGCACUAUUAUAAAUCUCCUGAUCAUGGAAAGGCCAAAAGGAAAUCUGUUCACUUCAUGUCUCCAAAUAAGGAAGAAGAUGAAGCUUACUAAAGGGGCAUACAAGCGAUGCUACAGCAUGGAUUAUCUAUUUAUGAUGAGUCUUCAGUUUCUUGUUCAUAAAAAAUAAAAAUAAAAAAUGCUUAAUGUAAUUAGAGGCUUGCAUCGACUGGUCUUAUACUAUAUGAUAUGCAAGUUUGCUGUUGUAAUUUUGACACAGGAAGCAAACUUUUUAUUGUGGACAAGCUUCUUUGAUCAGC
Messenger RNA from Lycium ferocissimum, 667 nucleotides. RefSeq names its product HVA22-like protein e. The coding region runs from base 45 to 461 and encodes 138 amino acids. The record is from RefSeq and is a predicted model, not a curated record. The transcript has 5 exons. Lineage: Eukaryota; Viridiplantae; Streptophyta; Magnoliopsida; Solanales; Solanaceae.